CUUUUGUAACACAAUGUUUUAGAGGGAUGUUAUAAAAAUUUCUGUCCCCAAUUUUGUGACGUCAGUUCAGAAUGGAGAUAUACAAUAGACCUCCGAGUGAAACAUAAAUGUUAAAUGCAUUCAAAAUGUUGACGUAAAGGCUAAUAUAUUUUGGUUUUUGGAUAGACAAAUAUUCUUUAUUACAUCUAAAUCAGUGUAAUGGAUUCUGAGCCAACACCAGCUGGAGAAGGUCUCAAGAAAUCAUUGCUACAAGCGGCAAGAAAAUGUGACAUGGAGACCAUGUCAAAACUUCUGGGCGAGUGGAGAAAUAUUGAUCUCUCGUUUACAGAUGAUGCUGGCAAAACUCUUCUCCACCAUUGUACUUCAGCAGGAGAUAAAGAGAAUUCCAUACUUUUAUUAGAACGAGGAGCACCGCCAAACAAAGCAGAUAAUAUGGGAUUGACACCAUUACACUAUGCCGCUAAGAAAGAUUUCACAGACAUUAUUGAAUCCUUAGUGACUCAUGGCGCGGCUGUUAAUGCCAUAGAUACGAAAACUGCGCAGACAGCAUUACACAUCACUGUAUCGAAGAAUUUUCUGACAACAGCUCAAUUUUUACUGUUUAGCGGUGCAGAUGCCUCAAUGAAAGAUAAGCAAGGAAAAUCACCAAUAGCGUUAUGCAGAUCAAAAGAAAUGCGGAACUUGCUGGCGGGUUUUGCUCAGAGUACGCAAGGUGGUCUCCGAGAGAUCCAGUUACAAACAGUUGAUAUGCAAGGUGGCACCAAAACUUUUUGUGAUCGCCUAGAUCUCAUGAUAGAUUAUACAGAUGCUUCACCUGACGACAAAUUUUCUGUAAUGUGCCGGAAGCAAGCUAUUGACUAUUCUGACGAGGACUUCGGACUGAUGGAUAGAGACGAAAUUUUUAGUGAUGUCGUUAACUACAGGUUAGGUAGGAAAGGUCGACAAACUACAGCUACCCUCACUGUACCAAUAUUUGGCGAACUUGAGAUGAGAGAAGAGCUCGUGCUAAAAGGAAAUCGUGGUUAUUCUGUUCCGAUAACUUCACUAAAAAAUGAAGGGCAGAAAUAUUAUGCCAUCGUUACAAUUGAUAUGUCAUUACUUGAUGCUUUCGUUGUUGUGAGUCGUCCAAUUAAAGAAGUUUUCAGUGUAGAUUCGACAGCUGUUGUUCUCAAAUCAAUGGUUAACCCAGGUGUACAACUAGUCAUUCCUCCUGAAACAUUUGACGAAAGAACAAAAUUAACCUUAGAAAUAACAGAUUCACCAAAUCCUGAACUUUUUGCAACCACUAAAAUGGAAAAUGUGUAUUCGUGCACAUGUUUUUGUAGUGUUCAUACAGAAAACAAAGUUGGACCAAAAAAUGACGUCAUAUUUCGUUUUCCAUUGCCAGAAGAAUAUGGUCAAGGUGGUCAACUAUAUGCAUUUCAGUCUAAUGUGUAUGAAAUAGGAGAUGUCAGUGCGGACAGUUGGGCAGCCUUAAAUACAAAUCUCAAUAUUUCUAACAAACUUGUAGAAUUUUCGUCACGAACAUUUUCAGUCAAAGCAUGUGUGGAAACGAAGAAGGGAAUCGAUCCUUCAACAUUAACAGAUAAGGUACACAUUGCAUUUGAAAAAGCUAAAAGACGAGAAUAUACUGUUAUGUUUUUAGUCAUGUCGAAACGUAUUGGCAAUGGAAAUACUUUUACCAUCAUUGUUGAGUGUACCAAAGUUGAAAAUGCCGAAAGUCGAAAACAGUAUUGGUUAGAGGAAGGAUAUACCGAUCAAAAACCUACGCAAUCGUCAUGGUUUGAGGCUUAUUCCAGAUUCAAAUAUAGAUGUAAACUAAGCAAGUCAUUUCAAAAUCUACUUGUGAACGAUUCUGACGAAGUUUAUCUGCAGUUUCAUGCAAGAAGGAUAAAUUAUCAAUGUUUUACUCUGCAAAUGGCAGAAAACUUUGACGAAGCUAAAGGUGAUUUACAAAUAUUUUCUGUGAAAUCAACGAAGGCACGAGAUGAAAAUAAAGAUCUGUCUAUUCGAACUGAGAAACCUGAUAAAACGCAACCAGACAAACCAUUAGCCACUAUUUCCAUUCAACUAUUUCGAAAUGUUAGACCAACACUCAUAACUCCAAAUAUCCCUCCAAUGUCUCCUACCAUGGAUGAUUUUAGAUCGCCAACUAGAACAACGAUGACGCCGUUAGAUGUUGCACCAUCAAUGUCUAGAAUGAGUAUGAAAGUUGUCAACUUUAAAGAGGAGGCGAAGGGUGAUCCUUCCUGGAAAGGAUUUACAAAUGACUCAUUUUUACAUGGACUAUUAGACCAACUGGACGAAGAAUGGUAUAAGCUUGUUGUGUUAUUAGGAAUUCCUUAUAAGGAAGUUGACAAUGUACUUCAUAUGACAGAAGCUACGCAAGACCAAAAAAUAUAUCAUUUUUUACUACGAUGGAGAGAUAGUAGUAGAGCAAGAGACGACCUAGGAAUGGCAAAUCUUAUAACUGCUGUGUCAAAAGGAGGCAGGCGAGAUAUAUGUACCUCAAUUUUACUAGACAUGAAACAAUGGUAUGAAAAUGACGGCAACAAGAAAACUAAAUUUUGGCGAUGGGUAAACAAAGCUUUUACAGAUUCUGACAUUUACAACCCUGGAGAUUAUCCACCACCCAUGUCUGAUCAAUUCUUGGUACUGUUAACUCAGUCGAUAGAAAAUCCAAACUUUGAAGUAGGCGUGUCUCUCGGGGUGUCUAGAGUUGACACAAACAGUAUACUGGAGGAUAAAUUGAUGGCCACCGAAGAACAUAAAUUACUGGCGAUUUUUGUUGAAGCAAGAGAUAAGAAAUCAUCAAAAAGUGAGGCUUUACGGGGUUUUGUUAAUGCUAUGGGCGAGGUAGAAAUGUUAGUUGGAAAGAAAUGGGUAAUAAUGGCAGCGGAAAAUUGGCUUGAAGCAAACAAGAAAAAUGAUGACCCUUUUGUCAAAGAAGUGGAAUCAGUUUUGCGGCCUAUGCACUUGACCAGUUGACUAUUUGUAUUUGAAAGAAUAUAAUAAAGAUAUUUUGAUUGAAAUGAAA
Molecule: messenger RNA, 3037 nt
Organism: Mytilus trossulus (common blue mussel)
Lineage: Eukaryota; Metazoa; Mollusca; Bivalvia; Mytilida; Mytilidae
Exons: 17
Coding region: 199-2988 (929 amino acids)
Biological process (GO): signal transduction
Molecular function (GO): protein binding
Source: RefSeq, a predicted model, not a curated record